Molecule: messenger RNA, 375 nt
Organism: Caenorhabditis remanei
Lineage: Eukaryota; Metazoa; Nematoda; Chromadorea; Rhabditida; Rhabditidae
Exons: 2
Coding region: 1-375 (124 amino acids)
Biological process (GO): translation
Cellular component (GO): ribosome
Molecular function (GO): structural constituent of ribosome
Source: RefSeq, a predicted model, not a curated record
AUGAGUCUCAAAGUGUUGUCUCGAAACAUUCAACAAGUGCGCGGAAUGAUCAGACCGCCCAAAAACCUUCCGUUUCGUGGAAUUUUCAGAAAAGAUGGGGAGGUGGUGAGGAAGGACGAGCUGUUGGUGAAUCAGUUCAGAAUGAAUUAUCAUCCAGGGUUGAAUGUCUACUACGAGAACGACCGUGGCGAACGUCUCCUCCGUGCCCAUUGUGACGGCGUCGUUCGAAUUACCCGCGAGAAAUGUGAUCCAGACUACGAAAUUGAGGAAAUGAAGGCGUAUGAGUACAGGAAGGACGUCGAUUUGUACAAAAUGACAUUCAACGUCGUUCCGUUGGAAUUAUCACAGAAACAUACGCUGAAACAUGAGAUUUGA